AUAAUAGAUUUGAAGGAAUAAGGUUGUGGUUUUAAUGGAGAAGGCAAGCACGAGGUUCAGCCACAUGAACAAUACAUCUGCUUCUCUGCCGUCUCUUGCUCGCACCUGCCCCUUUCAAUUUCAGCUGCACACUUCCACCCUCACCUUUUCAACCCAUCUUACUCACACAAACCCCCUUCGAGUUUCCUGUCCCUCUUAUUCUUAUCCCUUCCACAGGCUGCCCUCCGCCAAUUGCUCGAUACCCGACGGCACUACUCCCACUUCAGUGACCAUGGUUGCUGUCGAGGAUUCAUGUCUUGCGUUGAAGAAGAAAGCCGCUGAAGUAUCCCCCGAGCUGAAAGGGACCUCCAUAUUUCUGGUUGGAAUGAAAAGCUCUCUUAAAACAAGUUUGGGAAAGCUGCUGGCUGAUAUAUUACGGUAUUAUUAUUUUGACAGCGAUAGUUUGGUGGAAGAAGCUACAGGUGGUACAUCAGCGGCAAAAUCCUUUAGAGAGAGUGAUGAAAAGGGCUUCUGCGAGUCUGAGACUGAAGUACUUAAACAAUUGUCAUCCAUGGGUCGACUAGUAGUUUGUGUUGGAAAUGGCGCUGUUCAAAGUUCAACUAAUCUGGCACUUCUGAGACAUGGGAUUUCAUUGUGGAUAGAUGUGCCUCUAGACAUUGUGGCUAGGGAUGUAAUUGAAGACCGGAGUCAAUUUGCUUCAAUUGAAAUAUCUACUUCAGGAUCUUACCCAGAGGUGACGAAUGAACUUGGCGCUUUAUACAAUAAAUACAGAGAUGGAUAUGCAACAGCUGAUGCAAUUAUUUCAGUUCAAAAAGUAGCUUCUCGGUUGGGUUAUGAUAAUUUGGAUGACAUUACAAGAGAAGACAUGACUUUGGAGGCUCUUAGGGAGAUUGAGAAGUUGACCAGAAUAAAGAUGAUGAUGGAAGAGGCUGCAAGACCAUUUUGACCAACCCGGGCUUGCUCGAUUACCUUGGUGCAUUUCUUCAAUUUAAAACAUAUUUGAAAUUAACUACCUUGAGCUUGCUUUGCAACCCCUGGCUUAGCUUCUCAAAUUUCAGUUUCAUUUUUUUUUUUUUUAUCUUUUAAAAGGUCGAACGGACGGCUCUAUUUCCUUCUUCCUUCUUCCUUCUCUUAUUUAUUUGGAUGAUCGCAAUAGUGUGUUAGUUAUGAAAAAUGUAAAAUUAAAAUUACUCCUUUCUAUACCUCCAAUACACCUACCGUUGUCUCUAUGAU
Messenger RNA from Gastrolobium bilobum, 1233 nucleotides. Its product is annotated as probable inactive shikimate kinase like 1, chloroplastic. The record is from RefSeq and is a predicted model, not a curated record. The transcript has 10 exons. The coding region runs from base 35 to 946 and encodes 303 amino acids. Gene Ontology annotation, cellular component: chloroplast. Lineage: Eukaryota; Viridiplantae; Streptophyta; Magnoliopsida; Fabales; Fabaceae.